AUGCUGCUGAUCGAUUGCUUCCGCCGGCCAUCGCACGAGCUGCAGGCAAGGAAAAAGCAAUCGUCCAAGGAGCUGGUGCAGAUGCGCAAACUUUACCGCGAUCCUGUGAAGGUACUGCUGCUCGGUGCGGGUGAAUCAGGCAAAACCACCAUCAUCAAGCAGAUGCGCAUUCUGCACAUACAGAACAGCUACAGUUUCGAUGAACGGUUAGAGAAGCUGACGGACAUUUACGAGAACAUACACGAAUCGAUCUACGAGCUGGUGCGGCAGGUAAUACUGCUCGAGCUGGAGUUUGAUUCGGUCACCAAUCAACGGUGUGCGGAAUACAUUCUACGAAUGGGGCAACAGGCGCCCUGGAAUCUCUCGACCGAGUACGUGCAGUGCGUCCGUCGGCUGUGGUCGGACACAGGUGUCAAACGGUGCUACAAACGCUCGAACGAGUUCCAACUGAUCGAAAGUGCCAAGUACUUUCUUGAUCGCGUGGAAAAGAUCUCAAUGCCAGGAUACAUACCGACCAACAGUGACAUACUGAAUUGCCGCAAGACCACAACCGGCAUACAGGAGAUCCGCUUCAAUGUGCGCAUGCCCAGCUCACUCGGUGGCGGUAUGCAGGAGUUUCGCAUGUUUGAUGUCGGUGGGCAGCGGCAUCAUCGCAGCAAAUGGAUGCAAGCAUUCGAGGGCGUCCAAGCGGUCCUGUUUUUGAUCUCUUGCGGUGGGUUCGAUCAAACGUUGCGGGAAGAUCCGAAGCAGAACCGGUUAGCGGAAGGGUUCGAGCUGUUCCGGGGCGUUUGGCACAAUCGGUUUCUGGCCGAAACUGGCGUGAUUGUGUUCAUGAACAAACAGGAUGUACUGGAACGGAAGCUGCUGGCGGGUAAAUCGAUACGAACGUACUUUCCCGACUAUGAUGAUUAUGUUGCGUUUGCGGAUAAGGACCAGCUGUACGAUGAGCUAACGCGCACGAGAUCGUUUAUCCGCUCGAAACUGGUGGACAUCACAAACGAACCACCGAGAAGAACAUCUCAUCUGGUAGGACGGAAACGCACUUGCUACUUCCAUUUCACCAUUGCCACCGACACGCAGAACGUGCGUACCGUUUUCAGCGAUGUGCACAAUAUAAUCCUGACGAAAAACCUUUCUAAAAUGGAUUUACUUUAG
Molecule: messenger RNA, 1155 nt
Organism: Anopheles marshallii
Lineage: Eukaryota; Metazoa; Arthropoda; Insecta; Diptera; Culicidae
Gene: Galphaf
Product: guanine nucleotide-binding protein G(f) subunit alpha
Exons: 4
Coding region: 1-1155 (384 amino acids)
Biological process (GO): adenylate cyclase-modulating G protein-coupled receptor signaling pathway
Cellular component (GO): heterotrimeric G-protein complex
Molecular function (GO): G protein-coupled receptor binding; G-protein beta/gamma-subunit complex binding; GTPase activity
Source: RefSeq, a predicted model, not a curated record